Molecule: messenger RNA, 3174 nt
Organism: Naegleria lovaniensis
Lineage: Eukaryota; Heterolobosea; Eutetramitea; Acrasida; Naegleriidae
Exons: 1
Coding region: 1-3174 (1057 amino acids)
Molecular function (GO): protein binding
Source: RefSeq, a predicted model, not a curated record
AUGAGUCAACCACCUCGUCCUAGCAAUAUCAGCCACACACUUCCUCCCGAGAUUAUUUGCGAGGUGAUGGUGUAUGCUCUGGAUCCUCAUGCUCUCAUCAGCAGUAUCAGCAGAAUGCGGCAUGUCAGUCGUUCUUGGUUCGGAGUAACAGAGAGUCGAGUGUUUUGGCAACUUGUGGUCGAGGCUUGCCGACCUCCCCGACCUAAUAAACGAGAUUGCUCUUCCAAUGAAUGUAAGAUCAUCACCACGGUGAAGGAGGAUGAUGCGUUGGGUGAGGUUGAACAAGAGAAUGUUCUUGAACAAGAUGAAAUGGAAGAGGCUCUUGAUGAUGAUGAUGCCAUACUUGUAGAUAUUUACAACGAAGAAGAGGAUAUCCUUGAUGAGAAUGAUGAUAAUCGUUGGGAAGAUUUAGAGGAAGCUCUUCCUGGUACCAGUUCACUGUUGGAAACAUUAUCCGAGAGUUAUUCCAAUCCAACUGAUUCCGAAGAAGAUUGCAAUUCCUACAACAGUUUUCAUGGACACUUUUUCAAGACUCAUGAAUUCAUCGAUACAUUGUUACAUCAAACUCAAUUCAACAAGUUUUACUUUUUGAACGAUCAGCACCAACAGCAUCCACAACAAAUGGAUGGAUUUUUAGGAUUCCGAAUGUUCCUUGAUGACAAAUCUUAUAUGGAUCCAACACCUCAUGAUGAUGAUCCUUCCUUGUUCUUGCCCAAAGCAGAUCCAGCCAACAACCAUCACGAAACUGUGUGCUCUCUGUUUCAUGAAAAAGUGGUGUCUUGGAUUGAUGCAUUUGGCAUGCAUGACCAUGGAGAGAAUGUAUUGUUGAAGGCCUUGUUGGAAAUUUCACUGGGACAUGAAACCAUUGAGUAUUUGGGAAUGAGGAAUAUGGGAACUUGUGUUCAGGCGUUUUUUCACAAACUCUUCGAACCUGCCAUGUUGUUGGUAAGAGAAUGGUUUCAAAUCUCUCCUAACAACAGCAAGCCAAAAGAAAUUAAUCCUUUCACGGCCAUUCGUGACACACCGCACACAAGUACACAAGAGCUCUUUUUCAACAAGAAUUUACUUCAAUUUUUAAAAGAUAAUAAUUCGCAUCAGAAAGAACAAUCCAUAUUUAAGCAAGACAUUGGAGGUGCAUGGAAUGAUCACGAUUCUUUUUAUCAUGUCAUUCCAAGGCAAUAUCUGUUAUUCAUGAUUGAACAUUUUACGAAUAUGAAUGUUGUGGUAAAUCGAGAAGGUGACACACAAGAUGUUGUGACAUUUGUCAUGGAACAAUUAUAUCAGUGUGGACUUCAUGUUGAGAAUGUGAUUUUUCAUGACUUGUCUCUUCAUUUGAGAAAUUUCGAGAGAACAGAAGCACUUCGACGAAUUAUUCCUCCAAUGUCAAGUGGUUUUUACUUGCAACAUUUGGCAGUUUGGACUCAAAAUCUUUCAUUGCUUCAUUGGUGCCUGACUGUGAACAAUAAGGAUUGUCAUGCAAAAAUUGUGGACGUAUUGACACCAAAAGCGUCAUUUUCUGACAUGAUUCCAAGGUCUUUGACAUUCCAGUCUUACCUUAGAACAUGUUUACAGGAUUCGUGUGGACUCACAAUUCUUCAUUACGCUGUUGCAAUGAGAAGUUUAGAAUUUGUUAGAGUAUUAUUGAACCAUUAUUUCUGCCAUCCAUUCAUCAUGUCUAAUUUCAAAGAAUCACCCCUUUCUUUGGCUUACAAAAUCAGUACUCAUCACGUUGGAAAAACCAAAAACAAUGUUGAGCAAGCAAUGUUAGAUCUUUUCACACAACGUUAUCAAUUACCUGAAACUUGCUUAACAGAGACUGAAACAAAUGUUACUUCAUGUCCUAAACUCAACGACGAUGAAAAGUUAAUCACACAACGACAGGAAGUUGAUUCAUGGUACAAUAUCAGUACAGGAGAAUGGCAAGAACGUGAAGACGAUUUAGAACUCAAUGUCAACAAAGUCGUAGAAAAACACGGUGAACUAAAGUCCACAGAAUUUAGUAGUAGUGACGACGAGGAGAAUUGCUAUUACGAAUCCGAUGAAUUUGAGUAUGAAGAAUGUAUUUCAUUGGACUGGAUGAAAAAACAAAUCAAAAAUUUCUCUUCACAAACAUUUCAAAAAGAUACCUGCAGUGGUGAUCACAACGUAGAACUCGAUCACAACGAGUCUGAACAAUGUCAUUCAGAUGAAAAUGAAGCAUCAUUGACUGGACAUGACCCAAAUUCCUUGAAAAGAAAACGACAUGAUCCUGUGUAUCGAGAAUUUGGUCCAAUGGAAGAUUUCACCGAAUAUUUUGAAGAAUUGAUAUCAAAUUUUGAGCAAGUUGAAAAAGAAGAAGAAUCUUCUGAUUUUUAUCCAACUUGUCGUGUUAAAAUUUUAGAACGAACAUUUGACAGCAACAAAAAACAGAAACUUUCUGAUCCGAACGUGUUGAUCAACAGAGGAAACUACUGUAUCAUUCCAAAAAGACCGUUCAAUAGAUGUGUCAAUGAAAUUGGACAGUAUUAUAGAGCUGAAUUAUUAUUCAUGCCACAUGCUAAAAUGAUGCUUCAACAACAUACUGAAUCUGUAACUAGGAGAGUGUUUGAACUUGCUUCACACAUUUCUCUGUUUAUGGGUUAUGAUCAUGUCACGACAGAAUUUGUGUUGGCAGCCAAUAUGAUUUUAUCUCAACACUCUGUUCCAUCACAACGAAUGGGGCAUGUAGUUGAGAUGCAUUUGAAAGAAGUGAGUGAAGGAAACCAUGUCAGCAAGCACCUCCAUGACAUGAUUGCAAGUUAUGACAUGGAUCUGUUGACAUUGAUAACAAUGGAAGAUGAUGUUGAGGGCACGAUUCCCGAUGAUGACUACGAUAGUUCAAUAUCGACAUGUUCCGACGAUAGCUGUACCUCCAUUACUGCACUUUGUUUUGCGUUAGAUAGAGCAGAAGGCUUUAACGACAGUUACUCUGUGUAUGCAGACAAUCCCACGAAGCAAAAGCAAUACGCACCAUUUAUUAAGAAGUUUACAGGAAGUGAUGGUUAUGAAAGAAGUGCGCAAGUUGAGGUUCAUAGAAACUCGUUGAGCCUGUAUGUGCACACCAAUGAGAGAGACUUGGCUGUACUGUGGGCUGAUGGUCAUUUGGAUGACUGUAUCGAACACCAAAGAAACAAUCCUGGUUUGUCUUUGAAAUAA